This is a messenger RNA of Macrosteles quadrilineatus (aster leafhopper), 708 nucleotides long. Its product is annotated as WW domain-binding protein 11-like. The record is from RefSeq and is a predicted model, not a curated record. NCBI's taxonomy places the organism in Eukaryota, Metazoa, Arthropoda, Insecta, Hemiptera, Cicadellidae. Bases 1 to 708 code for a protein of 235 amino acids. The transcript has 3 exons.
AUGAUGUUGCAAGUGGUCACUUACACUACAGUAAAGCUUGUUAUAUACCUUCAGUUGAUGUCAAAUUUACCCCAGCGAAUGGAUCCUCAGGAGUAUAGAACGCUCGCCAACAGUUACUGCACCGUAAGACGCACUAACAAGUUCUGUUCGAGAAUAUGGACCGAUAUGGUCAAAGAGCAGACUGCCAAUUGGUACGUGCCGACUCCAGUAUACAAUGGCACGUUUUCCCCCCUGGGACCUCCCCCCGCCAUACCUGCUACCCCACCUUACCCACCUCCGUCAAUGCUCAACUACUUGCCUCAGCCAGCCUUCAAUCCCAUUUUGAUGCAUCCUCAGGGUACGUGCCGACUCCAGUAUACAAUGGCUGUUUUCCCCCCUGGGACCUCCCCCGCCAUACCUGCUACCCCACCUUACCCACCCCCCGGCAAUGCUCAACUACUUGCCUCAGCCAGCCUUCAAUCCCAUUUUGAUGCAACCUCAGGGUACGUGCCGACUCCAUUAUACAAUGGCAUGUUUUCCCCCCUGGGACCUCCCCCCGCCAUACCUGCUACCCCACCUUACCCACCCCCGUCAAUGCUCAACUACUUGCCUCAGCCAGCCUUCAAUCCCAUUGCGAUGCAUCCUCCGGGGUUGGUAGUUAGUAUUGUCCCUGGAGCUGGCUCAGUAGUCGUUCUGAUUGGUAGCAAGUACGGUAGUUAUUGUGUCUAA